Molecule: messenger RNA, 474 nt
Organism: Calliphora vicina (urban bluebottle blowfly)
Lineage: Eukaryota; Metazoa; Arthropoda; Insecta; Diptera; Calliphoridae
Product: U-Kazal-Dg21.2-like
Exons: 3
Coding region: 1-474 (157 amino acids)
Molecular function (GO): protein binding
Source: RefSeq, a predicted model, not a curated record
AUGUUCUCCGUCAAAAAAAUAAUAUUUGUUAUCGCUGUUGUGGGAGUGACACUAGCAAAGAGUGAAAAACCAUCAACUUCUAUAGAAUUGCAGGAAUCUAAAGAGUAUUUUGAAUUAAUCGAUUACACUGAUAAUUGCUUACGCGGUUGCCCCCGUAUCAUAGAUCCCAUUUGUGCUGUAGAUGAAUUGCAUCCCAAGGAAUACAAAUAUUUUCACAACCAAUGUUUAAUGGAAUACGACAAUUGUCGUCAGAGUCGAGCUUGGAAACCCACACAGAUGCUUUUGUGCAUUAAGGACAUUGAUCCGGUGGUACGUGAUGACUGUAUGCGUGCCUGUCCAUUGAUUUAUAAUCCUGUUUGUGCCAGUGAUGGAAAAAAUUAUGAAAUUUUUGGCAACCAAUGUAGUUUUGGCAUGGAAAAUUGCUUAGCCAGCGGCAAAUGGUUAGAAGUGCGCGCUGAACAAUGUGGUUUGUGA